UCAAGAAAUGUUAAAACUACGGGAUUUGUCGAGUAGUUUGGAGAAAAGCCGAGUCCAGCGUGCUGGGCGAUGAAGGCUCACCUGCUAUCGGCGAGCGAGGCCACGCGCACUGUCGAACUAAUCGCCUCAUAUUUAAAUUGCCCGAUAAAGAAAAUCGUCUCCGAUGAAAUCGCAGAGCGGAGGCUCGUCCUUCUGAGUAUAUACGAAACACCGCUCCACAGCGGUCCCCUGGCGUACUAUUUACUAUAUAAGACGAGACCAGAAGCUGACGAAGGCUCAAUCAAAGACAUGGCGUCCCUGUGACUCUUCCGAUCCGUCCCGCUAGUUUAUCAAAUUUUUUCGGACGUUCCAUUUUCAUCUAGUCGUCGUCUUCCUUGGAAAAACAAAAACUGAAAAUGUCCGGAAACAGUCUUGACUGGAGGCAAAAAAUUGCUAAAGUAUGUAUAGCGCAGCGGUACGUCCUCGGCCUUAUGGGAUUUCUCGCAGUGGCGAAUGCUUAUGCGAUGAGAGGCUGCCUCAGCCUGGCCAUCACAGUGAUGGUCUACCACCCUCCGUCGUCGAGCAACGCCCACUCAGAUCCAAACGCAUGUCCUGGAGAGUUGCCAACGAAAAACACCACAAACUCUGAUUACGAAUUCGACUGGAACGAACAGACGCAAGGGCUCAUACUUUCCGCCUUCUACUGGGGUUACGUACUCACCCACAUCCCGGGAGGCCUCCUCGCCGAAAGAUUCGGCGGUAAGCACACGGUUGGCUUAGGGAUACUAGGCACUGCCGUGCUCACUCUGUUGACCCCUCUUGCAGCACAGGCCGGCCCGAAGUGGAUGAUAGCCGUCCGUUUCAUGGAAGGGCUUGGAGAAGGGACAACAUUUCCAGCUUUAAACGCAAUUCUUGCACAGUGGGUUCCUCCGAUGGAAAGAGGAAAACUAGGAGCUUUGGUUUUUGCAGGAAACCAAAUUGGUACAGUAGUCUCUAGUGCACUUACUGGCCUGUUGCUUAAAUAUUGGCAUGGAGGAUGGCCAAAUGUCUUCUACUUAUUCGGCACACUCGGAGUCCUCUGGUACAUCCUAUGGUGCUUAACAGUCUACAGCGAUCCAGACUCUCAUCCCUAUAUUACGCAAGAAGAGAAGGACUAUCUCAAGGAGACUCUGGGAUGUCUCAAAAGGCGAAAGAACUUAGGACCGACUCCAUGGCUAUCAAUGGCAAUGUCUCUACCUCUAUGGGCACUGAUAGUAGGCCAGAUCGGACACGACUGGGCCCUCUUCACUAUAGCUGCAGACCUCCCUAAAUACAUGAAGUCAGUCAUGAAGUUUUCAAUUGCUCAAAACGGCUUUCUCAGCGCGCUACCGUUCUUGGUCAUGUGGUUUACCGCUAUCGGUUCAGGUUGGCUCUGCGACUAUCUCCUUCGGAGGAAAUGCAUGGGGUUGGGAAUGAUCAGAAAGGUGUUUACCACGAUAGCAUCCGUCGGACCCGGCCUUGGCGUUGUUGCGGCCUCGUACGCCGGCUGUAACAAAGUCGCCGUCGCCACUUUCUUCACCGUAGGCAUGGCUUUCAUGGGCUUUUUCUACCCGAGUCUGAAGGUGAACGCGCUCGAUCUAUCUCCGAACUAUGCCGGGACUCUGAUGGCUCUUGUAAACGGCAUCGGAGCGAUAUCUGGGAUCAUCACGCCCACUCUCAUCGGCUACUUGACGCCAAAUUCGACUUUGCUGGAAUGGAGAAAGGUUUUCUGGAUUUCAUUCGCUGUGGUCGUCGGUACUAAUAUUUUCUACGUAAUAUUCGGUUCUGGUGAAGUCCAACCCUGGAACGACCUCACGGCCCCAUCUGUUGACGAAACGGUCUCAUGGAAAGCGAAACGGUCUCAAAGUGAAAAAAAAGAAAAGAGUAAAGAAAAAGAAGAAGUCAAAACAAACAACCUAUAAAAAAACCCUGCAACUGUUAAUAUAUUAUUAGUACCUCGCUUUAUGUAUAUAUUGUAUGUAAAUGUUUUCUCUACAAAAAAUAACAAACUUGGCAUUUAAACGAUCUUUAAAUAAUAGGUUUUUUAUUAGAGUUAGAUUACGAAAAAAUCGGAAAUUCGCAGAUAGGUGUUGUUUUGAAUGAAAUUAUUUGUAAAAAUAUUGCAAUCUAAACUAAGAGAAUUAUGAAUUAUCAAUUAUGUACCAUUGGCUUUAAUUUUAAUGUAAUUUAUUUAUGUACAAAUUUGUUUUGCAAUUAUAAUUUAUUUUUACCUAAAUUAA
Messenger RNA from Cimex lectularius (bed bug), 2237 nucleotides. RefSeq names its product putative inorganic phosphate cotransporter. Gene Ontology annotation, biological process: monoatomic anion transport; transmembrane transport. NCBI's taxonomy places the organism in Eukaryota, Metazoa, Arthropoda, Insecta, Hemiptera, Cimicidae. The transcript has 10 exons. Bases 396 to 1919 code for a protein of 507 amino acids. The record is from RefSeq and is a predicted model, not a curated record. Gene Ontology annotation, cellular component: membrane. Gene Ontology annotation, molecular function: transmembrane transporter activity.